AGGCAGACUCCAACGAGGUUCGCUGUAGAACCUGCUUAAAGUGUUCGCUCUUAAAAAUAAAAAUAUAAAAAAAGGACCCUCAAAAGACAUAAAUUGGGAUAAUAUUUGUGAUUUAGUUUUAAAUCACUAGCUUGGGUUUUAACAAAACUCCUCAGAAUAACUUAUACUUUUCAUCACCACUCUUCGGAUUUGUCUGCUUCUAAGAGUUGGGCGACCCACUGCGGAGGGGAGACGACUUUUCUGAAGUCAAGCCUAUGACCAGGGCAUUAUCAACUGCACAAUUAACAUCACUAUUUGGUCGACUUCGGUGUGAACUUUGCACUAAACAUGGCACCUAACGUAUUUCUUCUUGCGGCGGACAAUAGUCCCGAGUUACUACCAAUACUUCAAGAAACGCCCUCACUAGCCUCUUCUCAGGACGAACAUGGAUACUCAUUAAUCCAUGCUGCCGCCAGUUACAACCAUCUUGAUCUUUUAAGACGCCUUGUCCAAGAUUUUAAUGUCGAUGUAAACAUUAAAGAUGAGGACGACGAGACAGCACUUUUUGUGGUUGAAACUGUUGAUGCUGCCAAGGUUCUCGUUGAAGAGCUGGAUAUUGACCUCAAGCACCGCGGCGCAGAUGGGGCGACUGCACUGGAAAGGAUCGAAACUGAAAACGAGUUCCCAGAAGUGGCUUUGUAUCUGCGCCUCAAGUUGGGUAUUUCUACAUCGCUCCCUCUUGCUGGGGACAACUCCUCUGCAUUAUCUUUGCCCCAGGGUAUGAAAGUCACGGUUGGCACUAUGAACGAGGAAACAGAUAUUCCGACUGAGGUGGAUGAAGGGUAUCGUCGACGUAUCGAAGAACUGGCUCAACGUGAUGAUUUUCAUAGUGAACAAGGCCAGGCUGACCUCCGAGCCUUGGUGGAGGAAGCCUUGGCUGGGGAGCAUCAGUCUACAGACGAGAGGAACGUACGGUCUAGACUCAAGUAGGAUAAUAUUAAUUUGGGUUGUGGUUGUGGUUGAUUUUUGUGAUGCUUUAAUUUCCAGACGCCCAAACUGUCACGCUGUCCGCUCUAUCCUUGUUCCCUGUGUUGUUUGUAUAUUUUCAUCUAACCAACCCACAUCUCGACGCUGCGUUCAGACGAAGUUCUGAUCCACCCCCAC
Molecule: messenger RNA, 1143 nt
Organism: [Torrubiella] hemipterigena
Lineage: Eukaryota; Fungi; Ascomycota; Sordariomycetes; Hypocreales; Clavicipitaceae
Source: the annotation of a GenBank genome assembly